AGGACAGCACCUUGAGCAGUGUAAUAAACCAUGGUAAAUACGCCCACGUCGUUAUCGCCACAUCUACAGGACGCCGCGUCAAGUCCACCGCGUGUCUUUUCAUUCAUACUGAGACAAUCGAGACGUUACAUCUCCGCUGCGAUGCCAAGGAGGUGAGAUAAAGCCGCCGAAAUGAGCGACACAGCCGAAAUAACAACAACAACCGGGCCCGUAACCCGCAAGAGAAGGACGACCGUAGCGGGCAAUGGGAAACAGGCGAACGGGGCUAAGUGGCAAGAAGCCGGGGAGAAGCCUCCGCAGAGAGCCGCCAAGGGGAAGAUGGAGCAGGUGUCUAAACGGACCAGUCAUAACAAUAAUGGAAAACUGGACAGGAGCAUGGAAACAAUAGGACAACAUCAUCAACACUUCUCAGACAGCUCCAAGAAAGAGAAAAGUGUGGUGGAGGACAUCAAUGAAAAACUCAGUUGUCACACUCUUCAAGAGUCUCUGUUGAGCUCAGCCAGUGGCUACAGUAACUACAGGGGAAUCCUGAACUGGUGUGUUGUCAUGUUGGUGCUGAGUAAUGCACGCCUCUUUUUGGAAAACAUCAUUAAAUAUGGGAUCCUGGUCGACCCAAUUCAAGUGGUGUCGCUGUUCUUGAAGGAUCCCUAUAGUUGGCCCUCAGCCUGCCUCAUUAUUGUGUCCAAUGUGUUUAUUUUGGCAGCUUUGUACAUUGAGAGACGUUUGGCUGUGGGCACAAUUUCAGACACCACAGGACGAAUACUGCAUAUGUUUAACCUGACAGCUCUUUUGGUGUUUCCAUCAUCGACUGUCCUGACUCUCACCUCUAUGACUCCAGUGGGUGGAGUACUGUCCCUUGCCAUCUACACUAUUCUCUUUCUGAAGCUGUAUUCAUACCAGGACACAAACAGGUGGAACAGAGAGAUUAGACUUGCCAAAGCCAAAAGACUCACAAGGUCUCAUUCAUGUCCUUCUGUGGCCCAGUCCAAUGGUUCCGCUGUGCACAGUAUAGUCUCCUAUCCUGGCAAUCUCACACAUAGAGAUAUGUAUUACUUUGUAUUUGCCCCAACCCUUUGCUACCAGCUUAACUUUCCACGAUCACCACGGAUACGGAAAAGAUUUCUAUUGAGGAGACUUUUUGAAAUGCUUUUUCUUAUGCAACUUUUGGUGGGAUUAAUACAACAGUGGGUGGUUCCAACUGUACAAAACUCUAUGAAACCAUUUAAGGAAAUGGACUUUUCUCGAAUGGUGGAACGAUUGCUUAAGUUAGCUGUCCCAAACCAUUUGAUCUGGUUGAUCUUCUUCUACUGGUUUUUUCACUCCACUCUGAAUUUUGUGGCCGAGCUGCUGCAGUUUGGGGACCGGGAGUUUUACAGAGACUGGUGGAACUCGGAGACCGUAACAUAUUUCUGGGCCAACUGGAACAUCCCAGUUCACAAGUGGUGCCUCAGACACUUUUAUAAGCCAAUGUUGAAGAAAGGGGUGAAUAAGUUUUUGGCUCAAACUGCAGUCUUUCUUGUUUCUGCUUUCUUCCACGAGUACUUGGUAAGUAUCCCACUGAAGAUGUUCAGACUAUGGGCCUUUAUGGGGAUGAUGUUUCAGGUUCCUCUUGCCUGGUUCGUGGGCCGUUACCUGAAUGGUAUCUACGGAAAUGCUGCUGUCUGGAUGUCGCUCAUCAUUGGUCAGCCCGUCGCAGUGCUGAUGUAUGUCCACGACUACUAUGUCACUCACUAUGGAGGCCCCACAUGAUAAAGAGCAAACAGUAUAAUGCCAACUACUGUAUCAGAAGUUCACAGCAAUCAAGUCUAUGAAGCUGCCACACACUUUUGGGAGAAAAGUGUUAUUUGCACAUUAAUGAAUCACUUUUUAAUAGAAAGUGACUUGAUUGUACUUCGCCAAUAACUUUAAGUGGCCUGUUUCCUAUGUCUUUAAACAUGGGCCAAAUAAAAAUAAUUAUAUUACUUUUUUUUCUUUACUUUAUACAACAAAAUAAAUGCAAAAGUUUAAUUUAGUAUUUAAUAAAAUAAGACUAUGCACUGCCAUGGAAAUAUAUUGGUCACAUAGAAACAGUGUUUUGAAAGAAAGCCUUUUGUAUAUCAAAAUGAUAGAUUGUAUUGUGUAAAUAAUACAUUUCAAGUGCAUCAUUACUUUAGAAAUUAAGUAAAUAAAACAUAAAAACUUCUAAUUGAGAUAUUUGUAAAUAUUGUGUUUAGAUGAUGAACAAACAGACUUGUUCCUGUGUUCAUCAAAUGCAAUAUCAAUGCAAGCUAUGUAAGCUGGUGUAGCAGUCGUUAAUGUAGAUCUUGGCUUUAUGCUUUUUUAAGUUGCCAAAAUAUUUCUAGUUUACACUGUAUAUUAUCUGACAAAGUAAAGUUUGUGAUGUUUUUGCACUAUUCAUAUGCAGGCAUAGACAUAAGUUAAUGACCAGAAGGCAUUUAAAUUAUGAUUUAUAAAUCCAUAUGUUUUUGAAGUAAUAUAUAUUUUUGUAGACCUUUUGAGAAUAUGUUUUAAUUUAAGUGAAGAGAAAAGCUGAUUUAGGAGGAAAUUACAUUGAGGAGCCAUUUAGUUUUCAUACGACAUUUAAGUGCUAUUGGGGUUUAGAUUAUAUUGUUUGAGUACUAAACUCAGUGACUGCUGGAAGUAAUUUUUAAAUGAACAUUGGACCAAUAGAAACUAUUAAAAAGAUAGUCCAUGUAACCACUGCUACUGACAGGAAUAAAUAUGUCUACCGCUAUAGCUUUACAAAAGCCUGCUUUUGACUAUUUUGCCUUUGUUUUUGAUUGUUUAAAUGUAUUAAUAAUGUAUGUUUAUUUGUACUAUUAAUUAUGUCUCUUUCUGUGUACACAAAUACAAUGUAUAUUAUUUCUAUGAUUUGAUGUUGUAUGGACUUUUUGUCCAGUACCACUUGUGCAUCUACUUUGCAUAAAAUCCAAAGACAGUCACUUAAUAGAAUAAAGUUAUAAUAACCAAU
Molecule: messenger RNA, 2971 nt
Organism: Periophthalmus magnuspinnatus
Lineage: Eukaryota; Metazoa; Chordata; Actinopteri; Gobiiformes; Gobiidae
Gene: dgat1a
Product: diacylglycerol O-acyltransferase 1a
Exons: 17
Coding region: 172-1749 (525 amino acids)
Biological process (GO): triglyceride biosynthetic process
Cellular component (GO): endoplasmic reticulum membrane
Molecular function (GO): diacylglycerol O-acyltransferase activity
Source: RefSeq, a predicted model, not a curated record